AUGGCGGUGCUCUCGAAAUCGACAACAAUCGGGCAGAACGCAAUAGUAUUAUCUAUGGUAACAAUCGGAAAUACCCCGAGCCGGCGAGAGGGUGUUCAAUUGUUGUCCCUGCGGGGAGAAAGUGGCUCGUCCGUGCCGAACGAAUUUCACGGCAAUUAUUGUUUCACGGCUGCUUACAGGCUACCGGGUUUUCCUCUUUGUCGUGCCAUUCUCCACGAGGGAAAAUAGACGAAUCGUGUUCCAUUAUACGCGUUGCUUGCCUCACCGUGUUCUUUUGUUAUCUGUUAUCCAUUUCGAUUUUCAGAGACAACGUGUAUGUACAUUUAUAUACAUUUGUAUAUUCGUUGGAAAUUCAUCUUUUGUCGUUCGGUGAGAAACCAGGAAUUAUAACUUGUUAUGAUAUAUCAGAAUGGAAAAAAAUCAGAAUAGGGAUAACGAUUGUUUUUUUUUUUCAUUAUUUAAAAAUAUUCCGAUUGCAAAUAACAAUUGGUUGCAAGUUUUAAGAUGAACGAGAAAUUUAUUUCCGAUUGCUUGCAAAAGUGACUUUUCUAAGUGACGAAGAUUCUCUUUCGGUUGCUGAUAAUAAUUAUCGAUGAGAGAAAUUCAGGAUUUUUUUUCUUCGUCAAUUUAUGCCACUCUAAUGGUAACUCUGAUGGUUUUCUUUUUUGAAUUUUUUAACGCGAUUUGGUGGAGGAUUAUUUCCGUGGAAUUCAAAAUAUUACAUUACUGAAUCCAAUACUUUACGUUGUUGAACCGGAAUAAAUUUCUCUUAUCGAUAACUAUUAAGUUUCUCUUAUCGAUAAACGACCGAAAUAAAGUUCCCCCUCGUCAAUAAUGAUUAUCGGCAAACGGAAGAAAUUGCCGGUCAUUUAUAAUCAAAACGUUUAAUAUCUUGGUCACGUAGUUUCAAAUUUUUCUUCGCUGAGAUUGAUGUUUCGGUUAUGGAUUUUUUUUUUUUUUUUGUGUCGUGAAAUAAAAAAAAUGGCAUCGUCGCCGAUUUUGUAGAAAAUGUUACGAAAAUAAUUCGAAACAAUUAGUCAGAACGAGAGCGAACAAUUGUAUCAAAAAAGUCGUCACAUAUCGUGAAGAUUCAUCUUUUCUUUGUUUUCAGCCCUUUAGUACGAUGAAUAAUAUAUACGCAUAAUUAAAUCUAUGUACUUUUGUACUUUACUAUACAAUUCUAUACUGUAUUAAUUCAUUCACACCAUAGUAGUAACGAAGUUAACAUUGACGUUUCUAUUAUCCUUUGCACUCCAAGCUAUUUUCCAAUUAUUUUUUUCUUUUUAUUUUUUUUGGCAAUUUGAAAAUACCGAGCGUGACUCAACAUAAGAUUUUAUGAGUGCCAUCAGAGCAAAUUUUGUCACAAAGGGUUUAACACAGAAUAAUAUUUCUGUCGUUGCAGGUGGUGCAAGCGGCGCUGGACAAGGCGAUGGAGGGCAGGACGUGCAUCACUAUAGCGCAUCGUUUGGCCACGAUAAGAAACGCCGACGUGAUCUGCGUGCUGGAGAAGGGCACCGUCGCGGAGAUGGGCACUCACGAUGACUUGAUAUCGGCGGACGGGCUUUACGCUCAUCUGCACGCCCUUCAAGAGGCCGCGAUGGACGUUUACGACCAAGAGCUCGCGAGAUCGCACGGUAAACGGGAUCAUCGUCCUCGACCCGAGGCUUCUAGCCGGCAGACAGAUUCCGAUGGGGUACGGGCACGUAGUCGCGAUCGGAUUCGGUGUGUAUGGUCUCGAACGACGCCCCCGAACGGUUCGUCGUCGGCCAGGAAUACGAAACUAGCCGUCGGCAGACACCGUGAAGAAGACGUUUGUCGAACCCCGGAUUUAUAUUGGGACUGGAAUAUAAAUACGGAUUGA
This is a messenger RNA of Heterotrigona itama, 1861 nucleotides long. The record is from the annotation of a GenBank genome assembly. Lineage: Eukaryota; Metazoa; Arthropoda; Insecta; Hymenoptera; Apidae.